Messenger RNA from Xyrauchen texanus (razorback sucker), 4489 nucleotides. RefSeq names its product neuronal migration protein doublecortin-like. The record is from RefSeq and is a predicted model, not a curated record. Gene Ontology annotation, biological process: photoreceptor cell development; axoneme assembly; intracellular signal transduction. Bases 152 to 1225 code for a protein of 357 amino acids. Gene Ontology annotation, cellular component: axoneme. The transcript is spliced from 7 exons. Lineage: Eukaryota; Metazoa; Chordata; Actinopteri; Cypriniformes; Catostomidae.
GAGUGCAGGCAGAGCAGCUGAAGCGUCAGACAAAGACACGGAGCGCAGCGCGAUCCUGCAGCAUCCACACCCACCCACACCCACUCACACACAGCAGCACUGUACCGCUGACCCACAAUUCCUCACUACCAGACCUUUCUUCACCACCAAUAUGGACGGCCCAUCUGAAAAUGUUGCCAUGGAGCUGGAUUUCGGGCAUUUUGAUGAGCGGGACAAGACAUCUCGGACCCCUCGGGGCGGACGGGCCAACGGACUCCCGAGUCCAACCCACAGCGCCCACUGCAGUUUCUAUAGGACACGCACCCUCCAGGCCCUGACCAAUGAGAAGAAGGCCAAGAAGGUGCGCUUCUACCGCAAUGGUGACCGUUACUUUAAGGGAAUCGUGUACGCAGUUGCCAACGACCGUUUCCGCACGUUUGACGCUCUGCUGGCCGAUCUGACACGCUCACUCUCUGACCACAUCAACCUGCCACAAGGGGUCAGAUACAUCUUCACCAUCGACGGAUCACAAAAGAUCAGCACACUGGACGAGCUAGAGGAAGGCGAGAGCUACGUGUGUGCCUCUGAGAACAACUACAAAAAAGUCGACUACACCAAAAAUGUGAACCCUAACUGGUCAGUCAACGUGAAAGCAUCAGCCAGCCAGAAGAACAUGCUGGCCAACCGCGCCGCCAGUGAGGCGAGGGAGGACAAGGACUUUGUGCGACCCAAGCUGGUGACAGUGAUGAGGAGCGGGGUGAAGCCGCGGAAGGCCGUCCGUGUGCUGCUCAACAAGAAGACGGCGCACUCCUUCGAGCAAGUGCUCACUGACAUAACAGAGGCCAUCAAACUAGAGAGCGGAGCGGUGAAGAGGAUCUACACGCUGGACGGCAAACAGGUGACCUGCUUGCAAGAUUUCUUUGGUGAUGAUGACGUGUUCAUUGCCUGUGGACCAGAAAAAUUCCGCUAUGCGCAGGAUGACUUCUCCCUGGAUGAAAACGAGUGUCGGGUGAUGAAGGCCCCUAAAGGACAGAGGGGCUCCACUAAAAGUCCCGGCCCCAUGCGACGCUGCAAGUCUCCGGCUGAUUCCACUAAUGGAACAGGAUCCAGUAGUCAGCUUUCUACCCCCAUCUCUAAGCAGUCUCCAAUAUCUACCCCAACCAGUCCCGGAAACACCCGCAAACAGAAGGAGCUCUACUUGCCUCUGUCUCUGGAAGAUGAUGACUCACAGGGAGAGUCUAUGUAGACUCUUUCCACUCUGUCCUUCAAUCAGCUUGAUAUCACGUCACAGAGGUAUCUCUGAUGCUCUCGGUCUUGGAAACAUCAACAUCGCCGCCCCAACGGCCAGGGUGACUGCACGCAUCCCUUUGCAGCAUUUAGACCGUGAUGCUUUGCAGUGAUGGUCAGCGCACUAUUUGCUGCUUGUGAAUUUGUUGCAUCCAUUUUCCAUGUUUUUCCCUGUUUUUUGAUAAUAGAUUUGUAGUGACUGAUGAAAAUGCUAAGUAUAUGCGGGGCAUAUGCAGCAGUUUACACUUGUAUUUUGACAACAUACAGCCAAAUUUGUACUUGUGGUAUACUGUUGAACUUCAUUUUAUAUAUGAGACAUUUUAGGAAAGCUUAACCUUUAAGAUGCAGAUUAGAUCUUUCAACAUCCAAACAUUUUUUAAUUCAUAAUUUAGAAUUUUUCAUAUUGACUUUUUAAAAAAGGCUUGGUCUUGUGAAUUCCAAGCAGCAAAUAGUUGUUUUUACAAGGGUGUAAUAGUCUGACUUGAACAAAAUAAUAAUAAAUAAAAAAAAUAGAAAAAAGUAAGAAAAAGAAUUUAAAAAAAAAGACUCGUUGCAGCAUUAAUACUUUUUAUUAAUCUCUUUUUUAUUAAGACCCCCCCCCACCCCUCUCUCUUUCUCUCUUACUCUCUCUAUCUUUUUCUCUCUCUUUCUGUGCAAUGGUUUAUUGUGUAUCAGUAUUUUAAAAGCCCAAAGCAGUUGAAUUAGUGUUUCUAGGCUACAAUUGUUACAUAUUGCACCUUUAAAUAUGAAAUGAUGCGUCCCGUAUCGAAUCUACACGGGACAUUAUUUGUUCCGUAGGCUGGUCAGAUGGCAUCAUGGCGAAACUGGCCCAGAUCGUUAAUUUAACAAUGAUAUAAGUUGGAAUUUUUUCCAAUUUAUAUCAAUGUAAUUUUAUAUCAACUUACGUAAGGAGUUGUCUGAAAAGUCUACAUUUUGUGCUAAAACUCAGAAUACAGGGUCAAUUUUUUCAACACCCCUAUGGCUUACGGAGUUGGCAUAAGCCAUAAAAUCACGUCAUUUUUCUUUCAAUCACAUAAAGGUCUAAAAUGUAAAAAAAAAAAUAAAAAAAAAAACUGCACUAAGAUUUAUUUUCUAGUUGAAAAUUGAUUAAAGUUGGUUAAAGGGAAAGUUCAUCCACAAAUUACAAUUCUGUCAUCAUGUACUCACUCUCAUGUCAUUCCAAACCCAUGUGACUUCCAUGGAACUCAAAAGGAGAUGGUUUUGCAGAAAGUUCACAUUGUUCUUUGCCAUACAAUUAAAGUGAAUGGGGGCUGGGGUUGUCAUGCUCCAAAAAUGAUGACAAAAGGUAAAUAAAAGGAUUGUAAAUGUACUAGCACUAUACUCAAAGUCUUCUGAAGCCAUAAAAUAGCUUUUUGUGGAGCAUACUAAAAUUCUCUCAGCACUUUCUUCUGCAGAUAAAAAUUUCAGAUUUGUAGAAGAAUAUUUCAGCUCUGUAGGUCCAUACAAUAAAAGUAAAUGGUGAUCAGAACUUUGAUUCUCCAAAAAUCACAUAAAGGCAGCAUAAAAGUAAUCCAUAAGACUCCAGUGUUUAAAUCCAUGUCUUCUGAAGUGAUAUGAUCGGUGUGGGUGAGAAACAGAUCAAUGUUUAACACCUUUUUCCUAUAAAUCUCCACCUUUGACCAGCCCUGACCAAUAGGUGGCGAUAUGCACAAAGAAUGUGAAUCACCAAAAAAAGAAGAAUGUAGAAGUGAAAGUAAAAUUAAAAGUAAAAGUAGAGAUUUGUAGUAAAAAACUAAAAUGUCUGAAAAAGAUCUGUUUCUCACCCACACAUAUUAUAUUGUUUCAGAAGACAUGGAUUUAUCUAAUAGAGUUGUUUGAAUUACUUUAAUGCUGCCUUUAUGUGAUUUUUGGAAAAUUAAAAUUCUGGCCAGCAUUCACUUUCACUGUAUGGACCUACAGAGCUGAAACAUUCUUCUAAACAUUUAUUUUUCAUUUAUUUUCUGUAGAAAAUAUAAAGUCAUCCACAGCUGUGAUGACAGCAUUUUCAUUUUUGGGUGAACUAUCCCUUUAAGUCAUUAUUAACUGAAAAUCUUCCCUAUUGCUGUACCUCUUAAAUCUCAUUUGCACUUGCUUGCAUCCAAAUAUGAAUGGCCAAUUUUUUACAUCAGUGGCAUCGCAUGUUAUUGGUUCUUGCAUAUUUCAAAACUGAUCCCAUUUUGGAUGAACUCUCCCUUUAAGUUUGAAAAUGUCAUGUAAGGCACAGUGUGCUUUUUCAGAAAGCCAAAGGUAUGUUGCAUAGAGGGAGGCUGAAAACUGAAAUGUUCUCCUUCCCAUCAGUGGUGUGUAUAUGGCAAUGUUUUACUCAAAGCUCUAAUCAAACAUUUUAGAUAACCAGAUUCAAUGUACUACAUUAUGAUCAUGGAGUUCCUUUGUCAAUAUAUGGUAGCAAAAUGCAGUCAUUUCUCUAUUACACUCCCAGAGAGCACUGUGAUGUUAUUGUGAUAUCUGUUGAUCAUCUCUGUGACAGACAUGAAACAAAAACCCAACAAAACUGCAAACCCUGACUAAUCUUUUUACCAUUUUUCUCUCGUUUUCAUCUGAAUACUCUAGAACUGUAAAUAAUGAUUUUACACCUUCCAUGGUGCCUUUUUUAAACCAUCCUUGUCCUUAAAAAAAAAAAAAAGAAAUAAACAAACAAAGUGAACACUCAUCUGUCAAAUGUUGAACUACUUUUAAACCUUGCUCUCUUUUUUCAUUGUUUAAAAUAAAGUGGGGAUCAAACAACAACUAUAACAAACUGUAAUCUGUUACUGCUAAUUUGGAACACUGUUUUUAGUACUUUACCAGGGUAACUCUUCCGACAUGGUGCAGAUGCUCUCUAUGCUCCUGUAGUGCUGUAUGUAAAUACAUCUUUUUGAGCUUGGUAACAUAAAAAAAGAAAAAAAUCAGACUUCCAUGAUGAUCAUGUACUUUCUGCUGUAUCAUUGUGACUUGUAUUGGUGAUGUCAUUCUGUGUACUAAACUUCUCUCUUUACUAUUAAAAUGAGAUGCUAUUCAACAGCCUGCUGUGACUGUCAUAAUACCCGUGAUAGGUUUUGUAGUUGAUAAUUUGUUUGUUUGAUUUUUCAGACAUUUUGCUUCAUCAAUGAACCCAAAGCAUCAUGAACCCACUGUCUUUUCACAUUAUUUACAUACAUGGCUUCAUUUUAACUGCUGAUAUAUCUAUAUUUAAAAGAAUAUUCCAGGUUCAAUAAAAUUUAAC